Molecule: messenger RNA, 1576 nt
Organism: Leguminivora glycinivorella
Lineage: Eukaryota; Metazoa; Arthropoda; Insecta; Lepidoptera; Tortricidae
Product: zinc finger protein 431-like
Exons: 3
Coding region: 135-1505 (456 amino acids)
Biological process (GO): regulation of transcription by RNA polymerase II
Cellular component (GO): nucleus
Molecular function (GO): DNA-binding transcription factor activity, RNA polymerase II-specific; RNA polymerase II transcription regulatory region sequence-specific DNA binding
Source: RefSeq, a predicted model, not a curated record
UCUUCUCUUCUUUGUGAUCGUGUAUAUUUCAUAGAUUUUAACUGUAAUUGUGUGGUAUAUUUGGUAUGGAUUUGGAACACCAUCCUAUUCGAGUAUGAGUUUAAAAGUGACAUCAAAGAAUAAUAGAAACAACGAUGGAGUCAGCGCCGCAGGAAAGUGUCUGCGUGAAGGCUGAGCCUUGUGAGGAACUGUGUACAGCAAAUGAGCCUAAAUUCGAGGAAGUGACAGUGAAACUUGAGCCUUUAUAUGAUGAGCAAGUAAAGGACGAGUUCGAAUACGAUAGUGUGCGUAUAAAAACUGAGCCUUCGUGCUCUGCUUUGAGUAUAAAAGAAGAGUUGCACGUUAAGGAUGAGAUCGAGAUCGGCCAAGCGGUAGAGGAGCGGCGACCAACAGCAUUCAGCGUUCAGGUAGAAGUGAAGCAGUCGGUGGAUACACCUUCCGCCAGCCCUCGGAGCUCCGUAGCCAGCGGAGACUUGGCCAGCCGGCUCGAUCACGAAGCUGCUGUAGAGAGUCAACUCGUGAACAAAGGGAAAGCUAAGACGAACAAGAAAGAAGACACUCCACAGAAGAGACAGACAGAGAAGAAGUACAAAUGUAGCCAGUGUAGUUUUUCUACUAACAAAAAAAGUACUUUUGACGUUCAUGCCAGGACACACACUGGUGAGAAACCUUACAAGUGUGAACAGUGUAGCUAUGCUACUUCACAAAUUCGUAAUUUGCGAGUUCAUGUGCUGAAACAUACCGGAGAGAAUCUUUACAAGUGUGACCAGUGUAGUUUUGCUAGCAAUUACAAAAACAAUUUAGUAAUCCAUGUAAGAAAGCACACUGGUGUAAAGCCUUACAAAUGUGGUCACUGUAGUUAUGUUAGUGCACACAAAUUAGCUCUACGAGUUCAUCUGAGAAAACACACCGGGGAGGAUCUAUACAAAUGUAACCUUUGUAGUUAUACUAGUGAACACAAAUUUAGUUUACAAAAUCAUAUAUUAAAACACACUGGCGAAAGGCCUUUCAAAUGUGAGCAAUGUAGUUAUACUAGUGCAUACAAACAGGCUUUGCAAGUUCAUCUAAGGUCACAUUCUGUAGAAAAACCUUACCAGUGUGAUCAGUGUAAUUAUUCUACUAUCACGAAAGAAUGUUUAAAAAAACACAUUAUAAGAAUGCACAUUGCUGAAAGGCAUCUUAAAUGUCAGCAAUGUAGUUAUGCUACUAGUGUCGAAUAUAAUUUUUUGAACCAUGUAAAAAGACACACUGUUGAAAAACCUUACAAAUGUAAUCUAUGCAAAUUUUCUACUACUAAGAAAAAUUAUUUGGAAUUGCAUACGAGGCGACACACUGAUGAACUGCUCUACAAAUGUGACCAGUGUAGUUAUGCUAGCUCAUACAGAGGCAACUUGCAAACUCAUGUGCGGACGCACACCAAUGAGAAACCUUUCAAGUGCGAACAGUGUACAUUUAGUACUGCGUAUAAAUGUGCUUUGAUAGCUCAUUCAAAAGGACAUACGUAAAUAACCCGGCCGUAAUUGACCUUGCUCGUGUAUUCAGUUUUGUUAUGCCAGUAGCAGAAAACUUGAACCUU